GAUGGAAAACAGCUGAUCUUGAACAUUAACCACAAAUAAUUUAAUGUUUUAUUAAGUUUUUACCUUUUUUAACAACAAUUUUUGUUGUACAAUUUUAUUACGAAAUUAAAUUAUAAUGGCUUCAAUAAAUCAAGACAUGUUUAAUAAAUUUCAACAGGUUUCUAAACGGCAGCAGAAGAAUAACGGCGAAAUAAAAGUGGAAGUACGCGAAGAUGAGGAACAGUUUACUAAGUUACAAGAAAUUAUCGACCUUCUUGUCGCAGCUGGGUAUUUUAGAGCCAGAAUAAAAGGACUAAGUCCUUUUGAUAAAAUUGUUGGCGGGAUGGUGUGGUGUGUAGAAUCAUUAGAUGUUGAUGUAGAUGUUAAUUUGCUUUUUGAAGAAAAUUCUACAAUUGGCCAGAAGAUAGCUUUAACUGAAAAAAUAGUCAUUGUUUUGCCAAAAAUUAAAUGCCCUCAUAGGAUAGAACCACACCAGAUUCAAGGUUUAGAUUGUAUUCAUAUUUUCCCAGUUAUACAAUGGCUUGUAAAAGCUUCUUUGGAUGCCCGAGAAGAAAAAUCAGCUUUUGUACGUUCUUAUGCUGUGAAACAAUUCCAAAAGACAUUCUCAAUAAAGGAAAAGACUGAUAAAAAAUUAGAUCAAAUGUUAGAUAGUUUAAAAAUUGUUAAUGAAGCAUAUAGACCAACUAGAUAUUAUAAAAGAAAGAAUGUCCCUCCUCCAGAUAUCCUGUCAAGAGUACAAAUUACACUUUUAGAAUAUGGUUAUAGAGGUGGUAGCAUUUUAAAAUCAGUUACUGAUAGUACAAAUAAUGGCGAGGGAUCCAGUGAACAGACAAAUUCCUUUGAUGAAGAGCAGCAUAAAUUAAAUGAGCUUUUAUCAAAUCUUACUGCUGCAAAAGAGGAUAUUAUUAAAGAUGACACUUUAAGCGAAGAGGAUAAGGAAAUGUUGAUAAAACAUUAUGCAAGUAUGCAUUCUGAACUAAAGGAUGGUGGGCAUCAAGCAAAGGAAACUCAGCAACUGAAUUUAUUAGAAGAACAAACCCAACUUUUAGACAAUAAUAUUUUAAAACUUCAAGCAACAAAGACAGAACUAGAAGAACAAUUGCAACAGCAACGGAAAAUACUUGAGGAUACUAAAAUUAAACAGUUAGAAACUAAUCAGAGAUUGAAGGAGUUUGAAGAAGAAAAGAGUGCAAAUUUAGAUGGCAUUAAAGAGAUAGAAGAACUUGUUAUUCUCAAAGAUACGUUAAAAUCUGAAGAAACACAAUUCAAAGAAAAGUGUAAACAAGAAUUAGCGAGGCUGCAGAAGGAGAUAGAUGAAUUUAAGCAAGUUAUAAGCCCUACUGAGACUUCUCCACGCAUGCUAGCCGAUAUCGCGGAAUUAACUGAUAAAAUUAAAUUACUUAGAUUAAACUUAGCUAAGAAGAAUCAGAUUGUUGCAAAAUUGCAAAGACAACUUGAUGAUGUUCCUAACAGAGCUGAAAUGAAUCAAUAUCAAAAGCGAUUCUUGGAAUUAUAUAAUCAGGUGGCAGCAAAGCAUAAGGAAACAAAGCAAUAUUACACGCUCUACAACACAUUAGAGGACAAAAGAAGGUAUAUGCAAAAGGAAUUAUCAAUAAUGAACUCAAUAUCAGAUAACUAUCCAGAGGCUAUGCAGUCAUCCAGUAGUAAAGAAGAAUUUAUGACUCAAUUCAAAAAUAUUGUGGAUGGCGUUAAACAGAACAGAUUAAAAAUUGAAAGACAAGUUUAUGAACAGAGGAAAAAGAAAGAUCAACUUAACAGUGUCUUACAGGGUCUUUUGGAGUUACAACGUACCUACGCAGCUGGAGUUAAACAACUAACCCUUGAAUGUGCAAAAUAUGAGACCCUCCUGGCGGGCAAGGGCAGCGAAAGAUAAUAUAAACAUUUAUAUAAUAAUUGUAUAAUGUAAACAUUUAUAUAGUAAUUGUAAAUUUUAUAUUACUAGGCAAACAUUUUUAUUGUGAUACUCAUAUUUAGAUUUUUUUUGUUAUGUUAUAUGAUGUAUGUAUAUAUUGCUCACAUUGCCAUUUUUACAUUUCUUACAUGUUUUAUAUAAGACAACCGACUUUAUAAUUCUAAUAGUAUGUUGUGUAUAUAUUGAAACCCGUGUAUGUAUUUUGAUGUAUUUAUUUUUCCAUAAUUUUACACAGAUAUUUGUAUGUAAAAUUUAGUGCAAUAAUAGAACACGCAUAUCAACCAGCUUCA
Messenger RNA from Sitophilus oryzae (rice weevil), 2223 nucleotides. RefSeq names its product coiled-coil domain-containing protein 93 (gene fidipidine). The record is from RefSeq and is a predicted model, not a curated record. Gene Ontology annotation, biological process: Golgi to plasma membrane transport. The coding region runs from base 116 to 1894 and encodes 592 amino acids. Lineage: Eukaryota; Metazoa; Arthropoda; Insecta; Coleoptera; Curculionidae. The transcript is spliced from 13 exons.